AUGUCGUCUGCGGUCUCCUUCGGCGCGGGGAAGCUCUCGGACAUCACGGAGUCGGCUGAGUACCCCGGCAAGCGCCUCCAGGUCCAGGUCGUGGAGGUUGCGGAGAACACCCUGGCGAUUCGCUGCCUCGACUGGGACCGCGACCGCUUCGACAUCGAGUUCGCGCUGCAGGAGGGCACCACGUACAACUCGUACCUCAUCUUCGGCGAGGAGAAGACCUGCCUCGUCGACGCCUCGCACGAGAAGUUCCGCGGCGCGUACCUCCCGGCGCUCCAGGCCGAGGUCGUGGCGCGCGGCCGCGCUGGCAUCGACUACCUGGUGUGCUCGCACACCGAGCCGGACCACUCCGGCCUCGUCGCGGACGUGACCGAGCUGUUCCCGAGCGGCCCGCAGACGACGGUGGUGGGCUCGAAGGUGUGUCUCCAGUUUUUGGCCGGGCUCAACCCUGGGAAGGAGCUGACGACGAUGGAGGUCAAGGGCGGGUCGGUGGUGGACCUGGGCGGGGGCCACGAGCUGGAGUUCACGGUCGCGCCGAACCUGCACUGGCCGGACACGAUGUUCUCGUACGACCGCAAGACGGGCGUGAUGUACACGUGCGACGCGUUUGGCAGCCACCUGUGCACGGAGGCGCCGUUCGACGUGGGGCUGCACCAGCUGCUCCCGCACUACCGGUUCUACUACGACUGCCUGAUGAAGCCGAACGCGCGGUCCGUGCUGACGGCGCUGCGCAAGAUCAAGUCGGCCGGCUGGGAGCCGACGACGGUGGCCAACGGGCACGGGCCGAUGCUGCACUACAACCUGACGGAGCUGAUGGACAAGUACAAGUCGUGGUCCGAGGAGGCCGGGAGCGCGACCGCGAGCGUGUGCGUCCUGUACGCCGCGGAGUACGGCCACGGCGACCGCCUGUCGCAGACGCUGGCGCGCGGCAUCACCAAGGCCGGCUGCGCGGUCGAGAUGGCCGACGUGCUCAGCGUCGACCCGCAGGAGCUCGUCGCGAUGGUCUCCCGCAGCGGCGCGGUCGUCAUGAUGGCGCCCCCGGCCUCGAGCAAGGAGGCGCGCAACACCAUGGCCGUGCUCCUCUCGUGCAUCAAGAGCAAGCAGAAGGCCAUCAUCGCCGAGUCCUUUGGCGGCGAGGACGAGCCCGUCGACACCAUGGCCGCGCAGUUCACCAACGUCGGCGUCGAGCUCGCGGCCAAGCCCCUGCGCGUCAAGGCCACGCCCGACGCCGCCAUGUACCAGCUGUACGAGGAGACGGGCACCGACCUGGCGCAGCAGCUCACGUCCAAGGAGGCGAUCGCGGCGAAGAAGGCCGCCAUGUCCGCCGACGUCGCGAAGGCGCUGGCGCGCGUGUCCGGCGGGCUGUACGUCGUGACGGCGAGCAACGGGUCUGCUCGCUCUGCGAUGAUCGCCUCCUGGGUGAGCCAGGCGUCGUUCGAGCCGCCGGGCCUCACCGUCGCCGUCGCGCACGACCGCGCCAUCGAGUCCCUGAUGCAGGUCGGCGACUCUUUCGUCCUCAACUGCCUCGGCGACAAGUCCGUGCAGCCCAUCAUGAAGCACUUCCUGACGCGGUUCCCGGCCGGUGCGGACCGCUUCAAGGGCGUGGACCACUUCGAGGGCUCGAACGGCGUGCCCGUGCUGUCGGACGCGGUGGCGCACAUGGAGUGCCGCGUGGUGAGCCGGAUGGAGGCGUCGGACCACUGGGUGGUGUAUGCCGAGGUGACGGCGGGCGGCGUCGCGGACCCCGACGCGCAGACGUCCGUGCACCGGCGCAAGGUGGCCACUUACUACUAG
Messenger RNA from Pedinophyceae sp. YPF-701, 1791 nucleotides. NCBI's taxonomy places the organism in Eukaryota, Viridiplantae, Chlorophyta, Pedinophyceae. The record is from the annotation of a GenBank genome assembly.